Glarea lozoyensis ATCC 20868 is the source of this 639-nucleotide messenger RNA. Its product is annotated as Class I glutamine amidotransferase-like protein. NCBI's taxonomy places the organism in Eukaryota, Fungi, Ascomycota, Leotiomycetes, Helotiales, Helotiaceae. Bases 1 to 639 code for a protein of 212 amino acids. The transcript is spliced from 2 exons. The record is from RefSeq and is a predicted model, not a curated record.
AUGAAAACUACAGAUGUCUUCGGACCCCUCAGCGUCUUAAAUGUACUGUCUCGCGACCACCAAAUGGAACUCGCUAUUUUAGCCGAGUCAUUAACACCAGUAUCAACCAACCCCGAACCAAACACCUUUGUGUCGUCAUCGUUCGGACAAGAGAUUUUGCCAACCCAUACGUUCGCGAAUGCACCUGACGUAGAGGUGCUGAUCAUCCCCGGAGGCUUCGGGACCCGUAAUGAAGUGAAAAGAGCGCCUGUUGAAUGUUACAUUCAAAACGUAUUCUCUAAACUAAAAUACGUGAUAACUAUUUGCACCGGUUCUGCGAUCCUCGCAGGUAUUGGCCUGCUCGAUAAUCGGCGAGCGACAACAAACAAAAGUACUUGGAACACUGUAGUUUUCCUUGGGGAAAAGGUCAAAUGGGUAAGAAAAGCUCGAUGGGUUAUUGAUGAUACCCCGGGAGUCACACCAGUGUGGAGUUCUUCGGGUGUUUCAGCGGGCAUUGAUGUCACUUUUGCGUUUAUCAAGAUGUUGUAUGGCCCUGAGAGAGCAGAGUCAGUCGCGAAUAUAAUGGAGUAUGAUAGACAUUUGGAUCACGAGUGGGACCCAUUCGCAAAUAUUUGGUCGGUUAAAGUUGAUUCAGCUUAG